Molecule: messenger RNA, 921 nt
Organism: Penicillium macrosclerotiorum
Lineage: Eukaryota; Fungi; Ascomycota; Eurotiomycetes; Eurotiales; Aspergillaceae
Exons: 3
Coding region: 1-921 (306 amino acids)
Source: RefSeq, a predicted model, not a curated record
AUGCCCCGUGCGAUCGCGAAGGGGAAUGGGGGAGGGAGGGGAAUUGGAGAUGGGGGAGGAGGGGGGAAGGGGGGAGGAGAAAACAGAGAAGCCCUCAAGAAAGAUGCUGCGAAGCGCGAAGAGGAAAGGCAGAGGGAAUUGACGCAAAGGUCUGAGGGAAAGAGGAAGUGGGAAGAGAGCGGGAAAUAUGGAGAUGGCGAUGAUGGUGGACUGGUUGAAGUUCGAUUUGUAUGGGCGGUGAUGACUGUUCUGGAGGCAGUAACGUACAGGGCCGGUAUGGUCACGGGUAAUACGGUGACGGGGUCCCGAUUUACGGCGCUUCGCUCGACUCGAGAGUCGUGGUCUUUCCGGACUUGGACUUGGUUCGAGAGGAGUCCACUCGAAACGAAUCUAUGGGUGGUUUUUCUUUUCUUCGCUACGUUUGCUCCUGGUUUCUCCACGAAUCGGCGCCAUCGGGUUAUCGAUUCAUCGAGCGGCGCAUUGGUCCGCCCUGGCCGCACGGCCCAACGGGCCUCGUGGGUGACGCCCUGGGGGGUCGAUUGCUGGCUCUUCCGCUCCAUCAAAUCAUCGAAUGAGAAGUCCGGGACCGAUGAUCUGGAAGGAGAGUCUCGGGCCGAGUCCGACAGAAGAGAGGGGGAUGGAGCCGGGGAGAAUUUACAUCCAACGGGGAAAUCCGCUCUCGGGAGACCGGAGGGAAAAGAAACAAAAGAACAAAACACAAAUACACCUCGGUCACCUAUGGUUCUUCGGGCAUCCAGACAGGCCGGGUCACUGGCUUCCACCUCCCCCUCCCCGGAGACAUAUCCAGAUGCAUAUGCCGCUUGGGUGGAAGUGGAGACGGGCGAUGUGGAGUGGAGCUCAUCCGAACCGGAGGAAAUCGAACGUGUGCAACCGCACACGCGAGAUGCGAUUCGAGAUUGA